Messenger RNA from Fusarium sp. VM40, 1422 nucleotides. The record is from the annotation of a GenBank genome assembly. Lineage: Eukaryota; Fungi; Ascomycota; Sordariomycetes; Hypocreales; Nectriaceae.
AUGGACCAAUCCAUGGACCCAGUCUUCAAGGCCGUGAAGUGGUCUGAAGAUGAUGUUCAGCAACAUCAUAACGAGAAGAAACUAUUCCUGGAGACUCAAAGUCAUGACAAGGUCACCCGUUGGAUGAGAAACGACCUACAGUACGGGGUUCUCUACUGUGACCAUUUACCAGAAAUCUCCAGUGUCGUACGCCCAGUUGACAAAUCCAGCAGCUGCAUGGAUAUGCUGCCGUGGUGGAAUCCAGAUUUUGAAUCCACCACUACUCUUGCAAGUACGGGUAGAAUCUCCCCAGUCCCUCAGAUGAAAGCCGUCAUGCCGUCUGGAGAAAAACACACCGCUGGCAUUGAAUGUGAGAAGUCAUUUCACGACUCACUUACCAAAGCUGGAGGGCGCCCUUGGUAUUCUCGCGAGCUCAUAGACCAAGUUGCGAAGGAUCCAGCAAAUUACACCGAACUGCUUGAGUACUGGAAACAAGACCCGAGUGGACCACAGAAGGAAGAAUGGAUGUUGUUCGAACGCCAAUUGGAAAGGUGGAACCAGUUUCGUCGUUAUCAGCUAAGAGUAAGGCGGAACUCGGACACUUUCGAAGAAUACCGAGUGCGAUGCACCAAGUGCCUUUCUGAUCACUCGAUCAAAACGCCACUUCAUAUAAAGCAAGAUUCGACUGAUCAGGAUCCGCUAUCACAGUGGCUCGAGUAUUUGUGCUUCGAACUCUCAGAAUGCGAAACAUAUUCGUGGUAUAAACGGUAUCACCAACAAUACAAAAGCGCCUGGCAGACCCUUAACGACUCCAAGGUGUUGAGGUCGCAUGAAACCCGGGAUCAAAUCGAAGACGAUGAGUACAUGUCCGCAGACGACCACAAGAGGGAAAAUCUGAGACAGGCUGUCGAGGUGGGCAGCUCAAAUAUCUUGUUAGCCGAACGGGACCUCCUGAAUCCAUCGAUGAAGAGACCUUUAGCUCAACGGAAACUGUUCGAGGCACAGGCCGAACUCGACUCUGCAAUCAAAGCGUUCGAUCUCUUCCAGCACCGAAAGGACAUGAUCAAGGAAUAUAAGAGGACUACAAAUACAUACCGAGAGGCAAGAAGGGGAGCCCGACGACAUCAAAUACUUCUGCGAUGGGUGUGGCAACAGAUGCUCUUGAUCGAAAAGGAGUUGGGGCUGCCAUGUUCAACAGAGCACCCGAUCUUUGAUGAUGAUGUGCUCACGGAGACCGACAACAAUGAGAGUGGUAAACGGAAUUUGUACUCGGGCCCCUCUCCUGCCGAGUUGGUAGACAUACCUGUCAGAUUAUACCGGAACGAAAGCAAAAAGCGUUCGCGCCUCGACAGUAUCCCGGCUGAAGCUACCCGAAAUAACGACAACUUGCCCCCAAAAAGGUCAAGACAUGGUGUCCACAAUGGCCCCGAAGUGAGACAAUGA